AUGCAUCUCCACGCCACGAAGCUCGGCCUGCGGGUCCCGGCGUCCGCCCCCCGCCCCACCGCGCGAGGGGGCAACGUACGCUGCGCGGCCGCCCCGCAGAGCUCCGUUGACGCGCUAGCCGCCGCCGCGCGGUCCGGCCCGUUCGCGGACGUCGAGGUUGCUGUGCGGGACGGACUCAGGACCGUCGCGGCCCCCGCGGUGAACGCGGACGGCUCGUUCCAGCCCCACUGGGGCACGAAGACGAUCUAUGCGGCCUUCGACGCGGUUCUCGGGCCCGUUUCGGCCGCGCUGAACCUCGACACGCCCAAGCUCGAGGUGAUGGGGCCCUCUAACGCGGAGACGGCGAUCCGUGCGGCGCUGACGUCGGCCAACCCUGAGGCUAUCAUCAAGGCCGUCACGGGGGCCUUCUCCGGCGGGGCCGGGGGGGUCGCUUCGUCCUUCAGCGGCAUCGCCGGCGCGAUCGACGCCGGGCUGACGAGCGUUGGGAACGCCAUGCUGCAGGACAGCGCCGCGGCGAGCGGUCCUCUGGUGACGUCGGGCGCGCUCAGCGGCCCGGCGACGCUGGUGGCCGCGGCCGUGGUCGGCGCGGCGGUGAUCACGGCGCGCCCGCGGAAGGCCGCGGGGCCCGAGGCGCUGGGGGACAUCCCGCAGGAAUACACCCCCGAGGGACUGGCAGACUACUGGGGUCGGCAGCCGGUCCGACUGGCCAUGCGGUCCGUCGAGACGAUGAGCGCGCUGCUCGGCGUGUACAUCGGGAUCAAGCUCGACCGCAAGCUCGGCUUCGAGAAGCAGAACGAGGCCAUGCGCGCCCGCCAGCUGCGCGAGGCGAUCGACAGCCUCGGCCCCGCCUUCGUCAAGGUCGCCCAGGCCAUCUCGACGCGCGGCGACAUCCUCUCGGAGUCCUUCUACAAGGAGAUCCAGUACCUCCAGGACCGCGUCGCGCCCUUCUCGACCGAGCUCGCGAUGAAGACCAUCGAGGAGGAGCUCGGCCGCCCGAUCAACGACGUGUUCGAGAAGCUGGGGCCGGACCCCGUCGCGGCGGCCUCGCUCGGGCAGGUGUACCGCGGGAAGCUGCGGGAGGCGUACGGCGGCGGGGAGGUCGCGGUGAAGGUGCAGCGGCCGCGCGUGCUGGAGAUGGUCAGCCUGGACCUGUACGUCAUUCGGGAGGGGUCGCGGCGGAUGAGGGAGCUCGGGCUGCAGCAGGGGGACCUCGUGCCCGUGCUCGACAACUGGGCCACGCAGUUCUUCAAGGAGAUGAACUACCAGACCGAGAUGAAGAACGCGCUGCGGUUCGAACAGGACCUCGCCGAGCGCGACCUGCCCGGCGUGAUGGUGCCGGACCAGUACGAGUCGCUCACGACGCGGCGCGUGCUCGUCACGGGCUGGGUGCAGGGCGAGAAGCUCUCGGAGAGCAACGCCGACGACAUCCGCACGCUCUGCGACACGCUCCUGAACGCCUACCUCAUGAUGCUCCUCGACACGGGCUUCCUGCACGCGGACCCGCACCCGGGCAACCUCCUCCGGACGCCGGACGGGAAGAUAUGCAUUCUCGACUGGGGCCUCAUCACUGAGGUCACCGAGGAGCAGCGGGCGACGCUCCUGGAGUACAUCGCGCACCUGUCCACCGCGGACUGGCGGCGCGUCGCGGAGGACGUCGUCAAGCUCGGGUUCGUCCCCAACGCCGAGACGCUGCGGCCCAUGGAGCUCGAGGGCUUCGUGGACAUCAUCGAGGAGCUGUCGUCGGUGAUGGUCGAGGGCGGCGGCGCGAAGAAGGCCAACGCGGCGCUCAUGGCCAAGCGCGACAAGGUCCGCGGGAAGAUCGACAUCGUCAUGCAGCAGCUCGAGGAGCGCGCCGAGGAGUACGCCUUCCAGAUCCCCCCCUACUUUGCGCUCAUCCUGCGGUCCUUCUCCGUGAUCGAGGGCAUCGCGCUGCGGGUCGACCCGGAGUACGCCAUCGUCAAGGAGUGCUUCCCCUACCUCACGCGCCGCCUCCUCCAGGACGACUCCCCGCGCACGCGCCAGGCGCUGCGCGAGCUGCUUUACGCCGACGGGAAGCGGAUCGACCUCGCGCGCUUCGAGAAGAUGGUCUCCGGGUUCUCGAACUUCACCGCGGACGGCCUCACGAACGCCGACGCGCCGCGCCCGGCGCUGCCCAGCGCCGCCGGCGCCCCCGCGCCCGCCGUCGAGCAGAAGGAGCGCCCGCUCAUUGACCGCAACACCAAGGAGGCUCUGCGGCUGUUCUUCGCGCGCCGGGGCACGUACGUGCAGCAGCUGCUGAUCGAGGAGCUCGCGGCGACGCUGGACGCGCUGUCGCGCGAGGCGCAGAUCGAGCUGUUCCGCAACGUGGUGACGUCGUUUACUGCGACGGCGACGAUGCGGUCGCUGGACGCCAUGGGUCCGCUGCGGCCGUUCGUGGCGCCCUUCCCGCUGCCCGUGGAGGUGCUCUCGCGCCUCGCGCCCGCCGUGUCGCUCACCGACGAGGACGAGAUCGCCCUAAACAAUCUCCGCGUGCUGUGGGGCGCGCUCGAGCCCCAGGUGCAGACUGCGCUGUCGGGCGCCGGGAACGGAGGCGGUGUGCAGCUGGACGAGCGCGGGGCGCGGGCGUUCAUGCAGGGCGUGCAGGAGCUCGCGCCGCUGCUCACGGAGAUUGCGCCGGGCGUGCAGAGCUCGGGCGAGCGGCUCCUGGCCGAGCUGAUCCGCCGGGGCAGUGCGCGGGUGGCGGAGGAUCUGGUGCGCCUUUCCGAGGAGGAAGCCGCGUACCCCGCCAACCAGAACCCCGCCGUUGCGCUCUCGGGCUUCCUGGACGCCGUCGGGCAAGGGCCGUUCGGUGGAUUCGGGCUGCCGCAGGGGAGCAGCGAUGAGGGCCGCCGAUAG
Pedinophyceae sp. YPF-701 is the source of this 2874-nucleotide messenger RNA. The record is from the annotation of a GenBank genome assembly. Lineage: Eukaryota; Viridiplantae; Chlorophyta; Pedinophyceae.